AUGUGUUGUCUAAUCAUGUUUUUAUUAUCAACAUUCAACGCCAUAACCGCAAAAAUCGUGUUUACCAAUACCGAUUUUACAUACAACUGUUGUAACUUAUUCAAACAAAUAAACAGACAUAAUUUAAGCGGUAAGAUAAUUAUAUACUCAAGAGGAUAUACGAUCUUGUUUUUAUAUAAUUGAAAUCAUUUGAGCGAGAACUUUGUGGAUGAACGAUACAAUCUUAUAUCACAUAAUGUAAUACAUUUUUUUUUAAGAAUUUUGUGGAUAAAUCAUUUCUGAAAUUAUCAAUUUACAAAUACAAUUUUGUAAUUUAAUCUAUUUUUAAACAAGGCUUAUUAUAAUGGCUUCAUUUGAUUUAAGAAGAGAACUUCAUUCUAGAGGACCUCCAAUAAAUUUGAAUAAAAGUGUGUCUACUAAGAAACAUACACUACAUUUUGAUGGCCGUUUCGUUAGCAAAUCGGACCGAUAUCAGUUAGAAUCAUAUGGUCUAUAUACCCCUAAUCCUGUACUUGAAGGAUUAAGUAUAUCUAAUAAGAAUAAAUUAAUAUGGUCAGCUCGUUUAUCUGAUAGUCUAUGGGCAUGGUUUGUUUAUGGUCGCAAACUUCUUGUAUGGAAUGCAGAAAAUAAUAAAGAAAAUAAAACAAAUCCUUGUUUUGAACUUGGAUUACCAGCAAGUGAAGUUGCUCAUCAAGCUGCUCUGAUUUGGGUUUUUGAACCUGAAUCAAGAAAGUCUUCUUCUCAUGCUUGUUGUAUAGCUGUGUCUCCUGAAGGGUUGAUACGUUUUUGGAGAGAUGUCUAUGACGAAGUGGAGUAUUUUGAAUACAAUACUGAUUUGAUGGGAAAGGAAUGUGAGUUACUACAUCAAGUUGACAGUUCAAGGUAUAUUUUAUUGACAACAACUGCUGAUUUGGUUAUGGUAACAAUCAACAUGGAGACUGUUCGCCCACAAAUAAGUAGUAAAAUAUUGACUGAAUCUACUGGAUGGCUAGGCAAUAUAUCUAUGAACUUAUCAUCUCUUGUUUUUGGUUCAACUGGUCAACAGUCUGAUCCUAAAACUAUUUGUGGUUGUGUAUUAAAAAGCUCUUCUGACUAUACUGAAUCCAUAUAUGUAGUUACAACUAAUGGUACAACUUUAACCAAAUGGAAUGUUUCAAAACCAAAUAGUGAAAAACAAUUAUUUGAAGUAAAUUUGGCAAAUUCUUUGCAAGAAAAAUUUUCAAUUAUGAUGUUUAAUAGUGUCAGUACUGGUGAUAUGGAUAUGGAAAUUAUUGACAUGAAACCAACUAAUAAUCGUAGUGAAGAGGUUAUUGUUCUUAUACACACCAAACCAAACCAAGCUUACAAUUACUAUAUCUUAGCAACCAUUCAAAUCCAAGAUAGCAAGUGUCCCAUUACUUCAUUACACGUUCUUAAUAAUAUUGAAAAUUCAUAUUUAAAUGAAUCUACACCUCAGCUGCUAAUUACUGAACAACAAGCAUUUAUUUUAUCUAAACAUUACAUCCUUGUUGUUACUUUUGAACCAUUUCAAACUGAUGUCAUUGGUAUUGAUUGUGAUUUAAAAUUUGGUGGAGGUUCAGUGGUAAACAAUUAUGGUAUGUUUUUCACUCAAUCUCAUUGUUUAACUGUAGUCACUAAAAUAACUAACGUGGAGUAUGAUUUCAAUGAAUCAAGAAGUGUUCUUCAAUCUCCAGAUUUAAAUCAAUCCAUUGCUAUAACUGCUGAAGUAGAAAGUGGUAGUAACGAAACUAGAUUGAAAUCUGCUUUUUUACAGUUUGUCAGCCGUAAAAUUGACAAUUGUAGAGCACUGGUGAAACAAGCAUGUCCAGAAGAAUUGAAUUCAACUGAUGAAUCUAACCUAGAUAAGACUGUAUUUAAAGUUGGAGAAGAUCUUGUUAAUGAUAUACCCAUCAAUGAUCCACGUUGGUUGGGUGUACAUGGUGAACCCACUAUCAGAUCAUCCUCAAUGGUAAUAUUAAGCCAUUUAGAAGAAAAACAGCAAGCAAUACAUUGGUAUCUUAAAUUCUUACAAGAGCUUGGAUUAUGGGAUCGUAUGAGGCAAAUUAAUAAAUAUGAAACUCAAGUCUAUACAGGAUGUGCUUUAAAAGAUUUAAGUGAAAAAUUACAAGCUACAUUAACAUUUCGAAAAAUCGAAGUUGAGCAUAGUGAAUUAUUAGAUAGGCUAAUAAAAGAAGCAGUCGAAAGCAACUGCGAUAGUUAUUCUUCACCCCCAGGCCUUACGCACAUUGAUAAGUUUUAUAAGCAAGUCAGUAUGUCGCAUAUUCUUUUGCAGAGACUAUGUAUGCAUAGUGAAGAAAUUUCUUUUACGAAUCGUAGUGCUGUAGAUAUAUGUUCAAUUUUAUGCGAUGUCAAUAGAAUAUUAGUAAAAGUGCUUUGUGCUGUAUUGGACUAUAGAAGACAGAAUGUUGAAUUUUUCCCGAUUGACAAACAGAAACAAUCAAAAAUAUCUUGGAUUCUAUGUGAAAACAGUGAAGGCAUAUGUUCUGAGCUGAUAAAACAAAUUAAUAUUAGUCUCGAUUUCGCUAAAAAGGCAAAUAUUACCAAAGAAGUUCGUUCAGAAAUUUCUGAUCAAGUUGCAUUUUUGGUGGAUGUCUUAUUAUCCAGCUCUAUUGAUGUAUUUUCUGAAAUGGACAGUAAUUAUACACAACUUAGGUAUAAGCUACUUAAAAAACUUAUGGACUUUAAAGAACACCACAAAGUAAUUGAAUUAGCUGAGAAAUAUGCAGAUCAUAGAGCUAUAGUAGAGGUUUGUUUUGAAACUAACAAUAUUGAUUUAUUGUAUAGUUUUAUGGACAAACUUUUUGAACAAAAUUUUCGUCAAACUGUGUUUUCUUGGUAUUUAGAACAAGGUAAAAUUGUGGAUAUGUUACGUAAUUUUUGUCGCAAACCUAAAUAUGAACAUGACAUAGCAUUAGCAUUAGAAGCAUAUCCAAAGUAUGGUUGGAUAGCUGGAGGUCUUUCUGAAAAUAUUAAUCUAACAUGUGAAUCCCUAAGACAGUGCUGGUCCAAGGAGGAAACAAAUGUGCUUAGAAAACAAUACCAAUUGAAUUUAUAUAAAAUGGCGGUUUUGGCAAAAAAUGGACCAUUAGCUAAGAAUCCAGAGUUGGAUAUAAUAGAUAGAAACUUGGAAGUUAUUGAACAUCAAAUAAAUAUUCCUGAGUGUGUCCUGGAAUUAUUGAAUUUAAAUUUGAAUAAUAUGCGUGUGUUAUCUCCUGAAGAAAUUUUCAAUCUAUACUUGCACAAAAACAAUAAUACCUUGGACGAAACCCAAUGUUUACGAGCUUUGUCCGUGCUACAAUUUGUCCAAAAUAAAGAAGAACAUGAAGAACUCAGUCGCUAUUUGUGGUGUGAAACCAUAUUAAGAGAAACAUUAAAAUAUCCACUGCAUGACCAAGAGAUAGAUAAUCCUCUAGAGUUUAUAGAAAAUCUUUUAUUCUUCAAGACAUUAACACUCGUGUAUAACAAAGGCCUGUUAGAUCUCUUACCAUCCUUAGACUGGUUGUUAUUUGCUGAUGAAUUAGAAAACUUCCAUUCAAACACUAUGUGGCAGUUUGUUAUGAAAAUGGGAUUUGAACAUUGUCUAAGACCUGCUGGUGUUAGUAUGGAUUUUUAAACAUUACUUGUUUCAGUAAUUUAUCAAUAUUGAUUUUAAAAUCCAUUUGUUUUUUAUAUACUUAUGUGUAUUUAUUUUAAUUCUGUGUACAUAAUAUUUUGUAUCAAUCUUAAAUCUUUAUUAAAUUUGGUUUAUUAUA
Molecule: messenger RNA, 3773 nt
Organism: Rhopalosiphum padi (bird cherry-oat aphid)
Lineage: Eukaryota; Metazoa; Arthropoda; Insecta; Hemiptera; Aphididae
Gene: Nup133
Product: nuclear pore complex protein Nup133
Exons: 4
Coding region: 344-3634 (1096 amino acids)
Biological process (GO): poly(A)+ mRNA export from nucleus; transcription-dependent tethering of RNA polymerase II gene DNA at nuclear periphery; protein import into nucleus
Cellular component (GO): nuclear pore outer ring
Molecular function (GO): protein binding; structural constituent of nuclear pore
Source: RefSeq, a predicted model, not a curated record